Prorocentrum cordatum is the source of this 6228-nucleotide messenger RNA. NCBI's taxonomy places the organism in Eukaryota, Dinophyceae, Prorocentrales, Prorocentraceae. The record is from the annotation of a GenBank genome assembly.
AUGCCGACCACGCUGCGCGAGGUCCUUCUCGGCAAGGCAGUUUCAGAUGACGUUGAGCUGGUCGCGGUCGAGUACGAUUUGAUGACGCAAGCAUCCCAGAGGGACCAUACUGCCCUCGAUCGUGUUGCAUACGACCAGAAGAACGUUGCUGGCCUCGUCGCAAAGGGUCUGAUGUUGUGCCUCGCUGGAAACAUGUUUAAGAUAUUCAACAGAAAGCGUUGGACAGACAACGACGAAGCCGUGAAUCAGCUUGGGCUCCUGCAGGCUUGCCACGGGCUUCUGGCUAGAGUGUUCAAGCGGUGGCUCGUGCAAGCUGGGUACAACGGCAAUCUGGACAUCGGGGUUGGAGCGCCUGCCAAAUCUUCAGAUAAACAAGACGCGUACGCCGAGCUGAACGCCAAGAACCGGAGGAUUGCUCUGCGUUGGUUGAACGGGGAACCUACCAGCGACCUUCUCGUCAUCAGGUUGGCGAUGGAGCCAUCCAUGAUGGUAUUGCGGCAGCAACUGCGCAUCGGUUCAGCAUCGUGGGAGAGGUCGCAGGCGAUACAUGCUGCAAGUGGAGGCGCUACGAAUGGGCAACGAGAUUACAGAAUAUUGGUUUCCGCCAGGGGCGAUCUAGACACGCUGUUCGCCGACGCCACCCGCCAGUUCAUGACAACCGAGGGGUUUUUCUGGGUGGUGAUGCCUGAAAGCAGCAUCACUGAGUAUUGGAGGUGCUUGGCGUUCAGAAUGGCAAGCAGGGCGGCUGCGGAGUACACGAGGCUUCUGACGUUUGUUCACAAGAGGCCGCCUUUCUUGUUGUUUCUCAGUGUGCACUACCCCGCCGUCGUGUUGCAGCUGAGGCAGUUGCCCCGCUGUUUGCUGGACCCCUUCACGAAACACAUCAUGGACACAUUCGACUUAGAGUCUCCAGAGCUGAAAGGGUUCCUGACGCUGCUCAUGCUGAUGGGGUACACGGACACUGCGGAGAUCGAGUGCUGGCAUGCUUGGGUGCGCCGCUUCCUCAUUCGCAGGGGCGCCCAAGCUCACAGGCCAGAGUUUGGGGACGUGAACGCAGAGGCCUUCGCCCACAGGCUGAAGGUUCGGAGCCUUGAAGUGCUGGAGUGGCUGCACGCCGACGCAGUGGGCCAGUACCAUGCAGCGUUCAACGUGGGGGGAGAUGGCGAUGAAGAUCCACCCAGCAGCAAGGCCAAGCAGAAGCAGAAGCGCGGCGGAGGUGGCGAGUGGAGGGCGUUCGUCAGCAGCCAGCUUCACCAGGGCAUUACGGACUUCCAUGAGAUAUCACUCCGCUACUUGGUACGGACCGAGGCAGAGAGGCAUGACAACAUUCGAGCGGGGGCUGUCGGCACAGAUCUACACAGACAAGGGCAGCGUGCAUUCGGGCCGACACUGAAGGAUCGGCGCGCGCAGGAUUUGCACACCGAGGCUAUCGCGUUCAACCGCCGACACCCUUUGGAGGAUAUCGCUUGCGUGUCGUCAGCCCCAGCACCGGCCGCCGUGGAGAUGGAGGGCCACACGGAGGACCGAGUGCAACAUAUGAUGGCUUUGGUUACCGCAGUCUGCAAGUUGGACCAUCAGCGGCGCCAAUGGCGUGAAGAGCGGGGCGCUGCGGUGAUCAAGGAUUUUGUCAGGACACAGUCAGACGAGCUUCUACGAGAAGUGGUAUCUCGCAUCAAGGGGCUGAGCCCUUGGGCUGGGAAGCUCGUGGCAAAGCCUGUCCUGAGGCUUCCAGGGCUUGAUAUUACUUGUUGCGAUGCCUGCUUCGAGACUGACCUCUUCACUUUCUCUACUGCCAAGAUGCUUGCUACUGCCCCGAGAGCUGGAGGCAAUUGGGCGGCAGCCUUGGAUAACCAUUGGACGGCCAGCCACAGGCCAGUGUUCGAAGGCGAGUGGCGCGGGCCUACGACGUGCGAUGACACACAGACGCAAUGUUAUAAGUACGGAUACUGUGUAUGUAGCAAGCCAGGCCGCAAAGUCUUGCGAUUGCGCAACUCCGUGCUGACAGCGAUCAAGGAGUUCGGCCCCAUGCGCUCUGACAAGCGGGACAUGCUGGUUGAUGGCUUCAUCGUGAUGCGCCUCACGGGCACCCCCGUCGACUCCGUGUUCGCUGGACUUGAUGACCCAGAGCUCGAAGCAGCGGACUCGGCAAGCUGCGAGUACUUGGUGGACUUCGAGGCCUUCGCGGAGCUGGACAUCGAGAACUACACCUGGAGCUUGAAGUUCUACAGGCUGUGCCAGACUCCUGUUCAGCUGCCGCGGUGGGAGUUCAUUCUAAAGUACCAGCGUGCCCUGCCCGUUGAUUAUGAAGAAGUUCAGGCUGAUGAUGGCGAUCAGGCCGACGGAGACGGUGGUCCCGACGUCGAGGGCGACGACGGCGGGCACGGGGACCUGCUCGCGGGCGACGCUGGCAUCCUCGUUGGCGCCGGGGGCGCCGCGGCGGCAGCUGGUGCAGCUCACGACAUGGGCGACCUCGGGGCGGCAGAGUUUCUGCAGAGCACGCCUGCGCCAACUUUCGAGGGGACCUCGCCCCGCAGACUGCUUGGCCGAGUGCGCCCCGACCGAGGUACUCCGUCGGAGUACUUGCCCGACGGCGCUCCGACCAAGGUACUCUGCCAGAGUACUUGCUCGCCCCCCCCCCCGACCGAGGUACUCUGCCAGACGACCCCCCCGCCCGCAGAGUACCUGGCAGAGUACCCUGCGCCCCCACCCCCCCGCGCAGAGUACCCCGCAGAGUACCCCGCAGAGUACUUGCAGAGUACUUUUCCUCGAAAAAAGUACUCUGCAAGUACUCUGCAAAGUACUCUGCAAAGUACUCUGCAAAGUACUCUGCGCGGGGGGUACUCUGCAAAGUACUCUGCAAAGUACUCUGCACGGGGGGGUACUCUGCACAGUACUCUGCGGGGGGGAGUCCUCUGCAAAGUACUCUGCACUGUACUCUGCGACCCGAUGGGGCUGGGGGGGUGCUCUGCAGGGUGGUCUGCGGCCAAGGGCGUCGCCGAGAGGUGCCCUGGCAGAGUACGUGGAGCCCAGGGCGAGGUUAUGAUCUGCACGAGGUGCAAGGAAAACGACAAGGAUAAGCUGUUCGCGUUGGACCAGAAGCUGCCCCUUGCACAGCCCGACCAGUGUUGCGACUGCUACUACAUUUGGGUGCCCCUCUCGAUGCUGCUGCAAUGGGAUGAGUUCUGCACUAAGUACGAGGAUGACGAGGACUUCAGGCGGAGGGUCAAAGCUGCGUCCAAGAACCCCAACAAGAUGACGACGUACUACUCAGGCUUCUUCAAGAUGGACGUGGCCAAUGUGCAGAAGUUUGGCAUCGAGCUAUCUCGGAACGGCAGCUUCCUCACGGAAGCGCAGGUGAGGGAGGAGUUGGGCCAGACUCCAAAGCAGGCCAAACUCGGAGAACCCGUCCCGCUGGAUCUCCCCGAUGGCGAUUCACAGAGUGGCUACUUGUUCAUGAACGCGAAGAGCAAGACCCUGGACGUCAAGGUAUUUGCAAUUACUUCUGUCGAUUCGUCGGCGUUCACCGCCAACAGGGAUGACCAGCCCAUGAACAUCGGCCCCGAGGCGCUGCAGCGAGCUUUCGACGAACUCGGCGACAAGAAGACGGCCCUCUCGAACUUCCUGGUCGGCAAGGCGCCGCAUCUGAAAGCUGAGGAGGCCACCUCCCGCUUUGGCAAGAGAGAGCGGAGGACGGUGCGUUCUGGGGCCGAUGGCACUUUGAGCCCAGGCGCUGCCCUGUCGGGCGGGAAAGGUCCCUCGGGGUCCCCGAAGGGGGAGCUUACCAUCAUCGUGGACAUCGGCGACGGCAAGAAAUUGAAUGCUGUGUCAAUGUUGGAGAUGGAGGAACUCGGCGACGUCCAUGGUGGCUCGAAGGCUGGUGACCUCGACGAUACCGCGAGCAGGGCAGGGAGCGACAUGAGCAAGAGCAGCAAGGUCGUCGGAGCUGGGGGCAAGAAGCUGAAGAGGGGCGAGGCCUUACCGUGCAGCUACUGGAUCAAAAAGAUACCUUUGGCCGUUGUGUUAAAGUCAGACAAGUCUGAUAGGCGGGACGUCCGUCAAGCUGCAGCGGCAGUGAGCCGAGAGUCGGGAAAGUCGCAAGCAAAUCAGGACAAGGACUUGGGCAGGUUGAAGGCGCACCUGAGGAACGUCGACCACGCAAUGAAUCUCUGCCAGUCGGGAGCGGCCUCUUGCGAUGACGGCAAUCUCUGGGACGCUUUGAAGGCAAUGGAGAGAAUCAAGCAGCCGCUGCCGCACACGACCCUCCUCGGACUGCUCGAGCGCUACACUGGCACACUGACGAAGUCUAUACUGAUCAGUGGCCGACAGGACGACAUCGCCAAGCUAUGGGCAGCCGUGGUGCCUUUCGGCAGUGAGGGCGCAUCCAAGGCGCCGUUCGUGGUGCGUGAGCCGAAGAUGCUCAUCUUGACUACUGUGUUCGAGCCUUCCGACGUGAUCUGCCAAUUCAUCAAUACCAUAGUCAGUGGAAUAUUGGUCCCUUUGGUUACAUCGACUUCAACUUUGGGUGACGAGAAGGGGGCCAUUUUGACCAGGGUCUGCGCAGCAGGGCUGAGCGCAUUGGAUCUCCCAGAAGAUGCAUACAUCGAGGAGGAGUAUCUCACGCUGACCUUGAACACCACCACGCUCCUCAAGGCCUUGGCCACUCUGAUGUGCCCCGACAUCGCUGACGAUUCCUUUGACGGGUACGAGGCGCUUGGUGAAGUCUUCGACCAGGCGAACGCGGCGGACGAGCACAUGAUGACUAACAUCGGCAUUGCGAUCUCCGCGAACACCUUUUUCGGCCCUCUCUUUACCAAGCUGGCCGACGCAAAGUCCACCAUCAUCGAGAAAGGACGCAAGCUUCAUCAGCUUGUCGCGGCUGCGAUCGCAGCAGAUACGUCGUCUGUGUCCGAGCGCAUUGCAAAGAUCGAGGCCGGCCUGGUCGGGCUUGAGACGUACCAGCCGUCCUUGCCACCCGAGUGCGUGGCCAGCAUGCCCGCGAAGAUGCUAGAGAUGCUUGCAACGUUGGUCACCGAAGCCACCGUGGGCACAGGAGAGGCGUUCACUGUGUCGCAGCUGGCCGAGCUGCAAAAGGUCAUUGGCAAAGGCAGUCAUGUCUUCCCUUCCGAGGCGAGGGUGGACACCUGGAUCGAGGCUGUCGGGAUGAAGCUCCACGAGUCUGGCAAGACCGACUACGCGAACAGCUUGUUGGCGCUGAUCGACGCCAAGUGGGGCCAGCUGGACUCGAAAGAACUAACCGACAAGGUCGAGCAACUCAAGUCCUGGGGGUGGAGGCACGACGUGGACUUGAACGAGGAGCAGACCAAGGGUCUGACGAACGCCAGGGCAGCAAUGAUUGAGCUAGCGUUCAAGAAGAUCGGCCACAUCGACUCAGACGAGACAUCGAACCUGAUUGACAUCAUGUUGGACUGGGCGUCCAAACUGACAUCGGUAUUACCCAGUGGAAGUAAUAAGAAGUUAUUCACCAAGCAGGACAGCAUGUACAAGACGACAAAGGUUGCGAUGAUAGCACUCACAGAGUUCAAGAAGUUGGGUGACGUGCACAAGUGUACCGAGGAUGACAAGGAUAUGGCGAAGAGCCAGCGCCUCCUCCGCUCGGCCGAGUCCCUGAGCAAAAGCAUCGAGCAGGUGAAAGGUUGUGGUUUCGAUUGGUCAGAGGAUCGUCUCAUUGAGAACCUGGACAAGGAGCUGACCCAGCUCAUCCCUGAGAUCGGAUCGAAGAGGGUGGAGCUGCUGACUGAGAUGAUGAAGAAUGAGUGGACAACGGUCGAGAGGGGCAAGGGAGGGCACCCCGACGAAGACGGCAAGAGCUGGCUCAAUGGGGCCCCCGAGGAUUCGUGGGAGAAGUUCGUUGAUCAUUUCAAGGCCACGCUCGGGAGGAUCAACAUCGAGGCCCUGGAGGCUAGCCUCGAGAAGGUCGAGCAGACAACGAAGCAGAUCGGAGAUAUCUUCAUGGAGUACAUGCCCGAGUAUAAGGAUGCGCACGAGGUGAACCGCGCCGAGAUCAUCACCGAGUGCCAGAUGACGGUGGCCGCUCGCCACAUCAUGAGAGCGAUCACCACGGUCAACGACAAGGUCUUGCUGCGCACGACCAUCAGGGACGUCGCCCAGACCUACAUGAUGAACCGCAAGCUGAAGGUGGCAGCGUUCCCCACCAUCAUGAGGAACGCCAUCUCCCAGGGCCUCAAGCAGCAGCGCAUCGUCGGCUAG